AACUCUUUAUUUGUUUUGACAUUUACAAACAUGUGGAGUAAAAAUAUUCAACGUUUUACACAUUCUGUAAGACUGUCAAGACAAGCAAAAUGUUUAAAAGCUCCACGAUGCUGUUGUUUGUCCCGUUGCUCAAAUUCACAGCUACACACAUCACCACACACGCAGCAAAAUCACAACCAGAAUGAGACUGAAGAUAGGUCACGGUCAUAUAUGAUAUCUGUUCUAGCAGGACUAGGAGUCUCCAUUACAUCUUAUGUGGUCUGGAAUGAAAGAAAGAAACUACAUGCAAGUAACGGAGCUUCUUCCAAAAACACGAAAACUACCUCAGAGUCAGAGGAGAAGUCUCAAACAGACAAGUCAACAGUCAAGCCAACAGUCAAGCCAACAGACAAGUCUGAAAAAGACACAAGUGUUGGCAACAAUUUUGAUAAACAAGAAGAAGAAAUAGAUUGGUCUAAGGUACCAGAAAUACCAAGUCAUGUACCUUAUUUACUAAUUGGAAGUGGUAUAGCAUCAAUAGAGGCAUUUAAAGCUAUCAAAACUACAGAUCCAAAAGCUAAGGUUUUAAUGAUUGGAGAUGAAGAUUAUUUACCAUACUGGCGUCCACCUUUAUCAAAACAUUUCUGGUAUGAUGAAAAUGAAAAUGCUGCAAAAGAAUUCCAAUAUACAAAUAUGAGAGGCAAAAAGUCUACGAUAUUUUUAUUAGAGGGUAUUUACAUGGAGCCUAAGAAAUUGCCUUUCUCUGAGAGAGGGGGAUUAGGUCUUCUUAAAAACACAAGGGUUGUUCAGCUGGAUUCUGUAAACAAAAAAGUUAUGUUAGACAAUGGAUCAGAAAUAACAUUUGAUAAAUGUUUAAUUGCUACAGGCGGGUAUCCUAGAAAUGAUGAAGUGUUAGAAAAAGCUGGUGAAGAUGUUAAAAGUAGAACAACUUUAUUUAGGAAUUAUAAUGAUUUAAUAUCAUUAAGUGAUGCAGUAAAAUCAGCAAAAUCUGUAGCUGUGAUAGGCGGAGGAUUUCUGGGCAGUGAACUUGCUGUGGGCAUUUCUUAUAGAGGUUACUCAAAGGGUCUCAAAGUACAUCAGCUGUUUCCAGAGAAAGGAAUCAUGGCAAAAGUUCUUCCUGCAUACCUCAGUGAUUGGACAACACAGAAAUUUAAAGACGAUGGUAUUGAUAUUAUGUCUGAAGUUAGUAUAAAGUCUGCAGUAUAUGAAGAUGGUAAGGUGAAAUUGGGUCUCAGCAAUGGCAAACAUUUACAAGUGGAUCAUGUUGUAGUUGCUGUGGGUAUAGAACCUAACACUGAUCUAGCAUACAGUGGAGAUCUAGAGGUAGAUGAUCAGUUUGGAGGAUUCCGUGUCAAUUCCGAGCUCCAAGCUCGCUCCGAUAUCUGGGCAGCUGGUGACUGUGCAUCAUUUUAUGAUGUUAAACUAGGACGUCGGCGUGUAGAACACUUUGACCACGCCUCAAUGACUGGUAGACUGGCAGGAUUUAAUAUGGCAGGAGAAAAUAGGCAUUAUAGACAUCAGUCCAUGUUUUGGUCUACAUUAGGGGGAGUGGCUGACUAUGAAGCUGUGGGCUUGGUGGACUCGAGACUGGAAACUUUUUCAGCAUUCAGAAAAUCCUAUCCCAAAGAGGAACCUAGUGAGGAGAAAGACAAGGUUGAAAACAAGACUGACUCAGGUAGUGAAAAUAAAAAAUCAAAGUCAUCAAAGACCAAAACAUCAUCAGCAACUGAAACAGUGCAAAAACCACAAGAGCCAGAAAAGGAUAGUUAUGAUAAUGGUGUUAUAUUUUACUUGCGAGACGGAGAAGUUGUUGGAGUUGUCUUGUGGAAUCUCCCGGGCUUUAUUGGAGAACCAACUCGUCUUGAUAUUGCUAAACAGGUGGUAGCAGAUGGUGCCAAAGGAAAAGAUUUAUCAGAAGUUGCCAAAUUAUUUAAUGUUUAUGCUGUCUGAUUGGCAUAAAACUCUGUAAUAACAGUAAACUAUCACUGUCUCUUAAGUGUGAUGAGAGGGAACCAGAAGUGUGAGCAUCAGAACUGUGUCAGAGAAUCUAUGUUAACACUUUAUAUGAGCCGCAUCACGACAAAACCAUCAUAGUGGGUUUGCGACCAGCAUGGAUCCAGACCAGCCUGCGCAUCUGCGCAGUCUAAUCAGGAUCCAUGCUGUUCGCUUUCAGUUUCUCUAGGGUUUGUAAGCGAACAGCAUGGAUCCUGAUCAGACUGCGUGGAUGCGCAGGCUGGUCUGGAUCCAUGCUGGUCGCAAACGCACUGUGUUGGUUUUCUCAUGAUGCAGCUCAAAUAUGGUUUUUCACUGCACAAGAUAGAGAUACGGAAAAUCAACUAUAAGGUAGAAAUGGUUGAAAAAUGAAUCAAGUUGUAAUAUAUGUGUAAUAUACAUGUUGUUAUGUUAGCGUGGAAAUAUUAUUAAAAUUAGCAGAAGUUUUUACUCA
Molecule: messenger RNA, 2446 nt
Organism: Ruditapes philippinarum (Manila clam)
Lineage: Eukaryota; Metazoa; Mollusca; Bivalvia; Venerida; Veneridae
Product: apoptosis-inducing factor 1, mitochondrial-like
Exons: 19
Coding region: 31-1950 (639 amino acids)
Biological process (GO): apoptotic process; mitochondrial respiratory chain complex assembly
Cellular component (GO): mitochondrion; cytoplasm
Molecular function (GO): protein dimerization activity; FAD binding; NAD(P)H oxidase H2O2-forming activity
Source: RefSeq, a predicted model, not a curated record